CAAAUAAAAAAAGUAAUGUCAAAUGCUGGCGUCCGUUUGAGUUUGGAUAGAUUUUGCGUUGUUUUUGAAAUUGAAGAAUAUAAUUUUAAUUUUUAGGGUUAUUUACACAACUAAAGUAUCAGAAUGAUGGAAAAUUCGGUAAACGAAGGUGAGGUGCAUGAGUCAUUUCGAUCGCCACCUCGGCGAAGGCGGUCUACAUUCUUUGAAAGACGAGAUUCAGUAGUACCACAACCACUAUCAGAAAACAUUGAUCCAAGUCAAUGUGCAAAAAGCUCGACGGAAAAUGAUAAACACAAUCAGGAAUUGCAAACGUACUACGAGAAACUGCUGGUAGAAAAAGAACAGUGGAAGAAGGAAGUAAACAAUCGACGAAACAAGUACCAUGACCUACGACAGCAAUAUCAGAUGGCAGUAAAAGCUUCAAGCAGAUCAAGAAUUUCUUAUUCAGCACUUUCUAACGAAGACAUUGAGUUUCUAAAAAUGAAACCGAACAUUUCAAAACUUGUUGAGAGCCAAUUGAAGUUGCACAAAUCAGUGAAAGAAACAAGGGCUUUGUACAGGAGGGCCAAUGAGCUGGAUGAUGUCAUAUUGAGUUUCAGUGAAGAUAAAAUUAAUAAAGUAACAGAGUAUAUCCUUGAAAACAGUACUGUUGAACCAGUUGAAUAAAACUUUGUAUUAUAGAUUGGUACUUGUAAAUAUAAUAUUAGGAGUAAAACUUCAAAUUCAUCAUACAGGCUCAUAUUUAUGACUUGUUUUUAAAAUAGUGUUGUUUCAGUGCCAUGGUACGCCUUUCAAGAUUGUGUAUUUAAUAAAUCAAAAUAUUAACAAGUUUCAUAUAAAUGCCUAUACUGUAAAUAAUAAUUUAAUGUAGUUUUUAAAAUAAUUAUUGUACUUUGUACAUAACAUUAAGUAGUGUAAAUAUUUUUACAAUAAAAUAC
Messenger RNA from Ostrinia nubilalis (European corn borer), 938 nucleotides. RefSeq lists its product as uncharacterized. The record is from RefSeq and is a predicted model, not a curated record. Lineage: Eukaryota; Metazoa; Arthropoda; Insecta; Lepidoptera; Crambidae. The coding region runs from base 124 to 666 and encodes 180 amino acids. The transcript is spliced from 4 exons.